This is a messenger RNA of Protobothrops mucrosquamatus (brown spotted pit viper), 1697 nucleotides long. RefSeq names its product forkhead box M1 (gene FOXM1). The annotation marks the transcript as partial. Gene Ontology annotation, biological process: G2/M transition of mitotic cell cycle; regulation of DNA-templated transcription. The record is from RefSeq and is a predicted model, not a curated record. Gene Ontology annotation, molecular function: sequence-specific DNA binding; DNA-binding transcription factor activity. NCBI's taxonomy places the organism in Eukaryota, Metazoa, Chordata, Lepidosauria, Squamata, Viperidae. The transcript is spliced from 6 exons.
GCAGCGAGGAGUCGGUCAAUUCUGGCUUGAGCAGCAGCCUGACCAACAUCCAAUGGCUGGGCAAGAUGUCUUCCACGGCGCUGAGCUCCUGUAGCGUGAAGAAGGACACGGAGAAGGAGAACCAGACCCCAAAGCAGAAGACAAUUAAGGUAAGGAGUCCCGCAGCGGCCGCCGUCUCUCCGGCUUCAUGGAAGGAAUCCUUCUCCGAACGGCCCCCCUACUCUUACAUGGCCAUGAUCCAGUUUGCCAUCAACAGCACCGAGAAGAAGCGCAUGAUGUUGAAGGACAUCUACACCUGGAUCGAGGACCAUUUCCCCUAUUUCAAGCAUGUGGCCAAGCCAGGCUGGAAGAACUCCGUGCGUCACAAUCUUUCCCUUCACGACAUGUUUGUUCGGGAGAUGUCUGCCAACGGAAAAAUCGCAUUCUGGACCAUCCAUCCCGAAGCAAACCGUUACCUGACCCUGGACCAGGUGUUCAAGCAGCAGAAACGUCCAACUUUGGAUCUGCAGAAGAACGCGAAAGGCACCAAAACGGAGCCCCAGAUUUCCCGGCCAAGGAUUAAGCCCUUGCUGCCACGGGUCAGUUCCUACGUGGUUCCAGUCCACUUCCCGACGGGCGAGCCAUUCCAUCUCCCGUUGCCUUCAAGGCCACCUCUGCCCGCAGGCCAGACUGCCUUGGGGACCAUGCCGGGCAACGCAGCGGAGCGCCCUGCGUCAAAGAUCCUGCGCUCCAGCGACGAACCGGUCCUGUUGCCUUCUCCGAGCUCCAUAAAGGAGGAACAAUAUUGCGGCGAAGAGUCUUGUUCAUUAAACCCACAGCGCCCUCUUGAGGGAGGCAGCUGUACAGACAGCGGAAAACCAUCGGCGGGAGUUCUGAGCGACAGUUUUCUCUCCCCGGAGUGGGUCUCCCCUUUCCUCCCGGUAUGGCCUGUGAAGGAGGAACCAGCAGGAGCUGGUGAAGAGCAGAACCUCCGUGUCCAAGCAUCCCCCAUAAAACAAAAGAGACAGGUUACAGGGGUCAGGUCAGCCCCCCAAAGUACGCUGGUUAUAAAGAGGCAAGAAUUGGGCAGAUCCAGACGGAAGCAGCACUUAGCCCUCUCUUCCUCAGAAGAACCGGUUCUCCUUCUGCCCCUCGGUGGUGGUGGCUCAACGUCCUUCCUGAUGAGACAAUGUCCUUCCAGUCUGGAGGAACCUCUAGCAACCCUUGUCUGUGGUCCAGAAGAAGACCCUCCAGUGAAUUGCAGGCUGCCCAAAGCUUCCACCCCCAAUAAAGCGCCCAUAACCACCUCUAUACCCCUACCACCUACUGACCAGUGGAGAUUGACCCCUUUGGUCAACGAAAGGAGCACGGUUGAUUUCAGUUCUCCGAGAUCUUCUCCCUUGCCCUUCCUGCCCUUCCAGGAGAAUUUAGAUCUGGAGUUUAAUGAGACCUCACUGAGACAAUCCUUGGGUGACUCUCCCCAGUGUCCACUUCUGAACGCAGAAAUGGGUGAAAUAGUUCCUGAACUCUUGGACACUUCUUCCCCAUCCAGCAAGGUGGCCUGUGAGCUUCCAGGGGACAACUCCCUUCUGGAAGACCUUGUUUUGGAGAACAUGCCUGAGAACUGGAGCAAGCUCUCACUGGACCUCAGUUUUCCAGACCCCGAGAACCUGGAGACCGAUCUGAGCUGGUCACAGCUCCUUCCUCACCUAAAAUGA